Xenia sp. Carnegie-2017 is the source of this 306-nucleotide messenger RNA. RefSeq lists its product as uncharacterized. Bases 1 to 306 code for a protein of 101 amino acids. Lineage: Eukaryota; Metazoa; Cnidaria; Anthozoa; Malacalcyonacea; Xeniidae. The transcript has 3 exons. The record is from RefSeq and is a predicted model, not a curated record.
AUGCGAUUUCCCGAUGAUGCUAAUGAUCAUUCAGACAGACCGCAUUUUUUGGCGGACGGUUACAUCAAAAGUUUCAAUCUGUCCAUAAAACCUUUUCCUAACUUUGACAAAAAUGUCAUUACCUGCAUCUAUGGGUUUCACGAGAAAUCUGAAGUUUGGGCUGAGAAGCAUUUUGACAACAUUUGGCCAAACUGGAAAGAUGGCAUGAAUAAUGCCUUAAAAGACGAUAUUUUGGAUGUUGAAAAAUAUUAUGAUGAAACAAUCGGUGCUGUUACAGACCAGCUUUACACUUGGUUGUCGAAAUGA